This is a messenger RNA of Vairimorpha ceranae, 2655 nucleotides long. RefSeq names its product leucyl-trna synthetase. Bases 1 to 2655 code for a protein of 884 amino acids. Gene Ontology annotation, biological process: leucyl-tRNA aminoacylation. The record is from RefSeq and is a predicted model, not a curated record. NCBI's taxonomy places the organism in Eukaryota, Fungi, Microsporidia, Nosematidae. The transcript has a single exon. Gene Ontology annotation, molecular function: leucine-tRNA ligase activity; ATP binding.
AUGAACUGUAACGAACAUGAAAGUACAAAGUUGAAUUAUUUAAAUUCAUUAGAAAAAAGUAGAGACGUUAAAACCGAUAUCUCUGAUAAACCGAAAUAUUUUAUUACUUUUCCAUAUCCAUAUAUGAAUGGAAAACUACAUCUUGGUCAUUUAUAUUCGAUAUCAAAAGCAGAUUUUAUGUCAUAUUAUAAGGAGUUACAAGGAUUUAAUGUUUUAUUUCCUUUGGCUUUUCAUUGCACAGGUAUGCCUAUUGCUGCGUUAGCAAAAAAAUUGGGAGAAGAACUUGAAGGUAAAAAAACUGAUAUUUCUACAAAGGAAAUCAUACAAAAUUUAGGAUUUAAUGAUGUAAUGCCUUUUACUGAUCCUGUUCACUGGAUAAAAACAUUUCCUAAGCUGUGCAUUAGUUCAUUGAAAACUUUUGGUGCUAAUAUUGACUGGAGAAGAUCUUUCGUUACGACAGAUAUUAAUAAAUAUUACGAUUCAUUUGUAAGAUGGCAGUUUUUUAACUUAAAAGAGUUAGGGUACUUAUCAUUUGGCAAGAGGCAUUCAAUUUAUUGUCCAUUAGACAAACAGAUGUGUUUAGAUCAUGAUCGAAGAAAGGGAGAAAAUAUAAAACCAGUGCGUCAAAUUAUGUUUAAAUUUCAUUUGCAUGACAAAAUAUUACUAGUUAGACAAAAUUCUAUUGGAAAACCAUAUAAGCUUGUAUGUGGUAAAAGUUUGGAAGUUGUUUCUUUUAAAUACAAUAAUACUAGUUUUCUUGCCGAGAAAAUAAUUUUCGAUAAUUUAAAAUAUCAGAUAAAUAAUGUUAAAUACAAGGAAAGUUUAGUUUUGUCAAUGGAUUUAAAAGAUGGAUUGACGUAUGACGGUACUAAUAUUGAAGUAGAAGUAAUAGAAAAGAAUAUUUUAGUUGUUAAAACUGAUACUAAGUCAGAUGUGGAAUUAUAUGAAAAAGAAAUAAAAGCGUUAAACGAAAUUGAAGAAACUUUAUUUACACUAUCUACAAGCUCUGAAGGUAUUGUUGAAUCUGUUGCAAAAUUGUCAGUUGAAAAUACAAAAGACUUACUUGUACAAACAAAACACUUUAUUAGUGUAUACAUUCCUGAAAAAGAGGUAAUUAGUAGGUCUGGUGGUAUUUGCGUCGUGUCUCUUCUUGAUCAAUGGUACAUUGAUUACAGCAAUGAAAAAUGGAAAAGCAAGGUUAAAAAAUGUCUUGAUAAUCUAGAAUGUGGACCUGACACCCGAUCAAUGCUAUAUGCUGGAAUAGAUUGGGUGAAUAAAUGGGGGUUUUCUCGGAGUUUUGGUCUUGGAACUAAAAUACCUUGGGAUACACAAUAUUUAAUUGAUAGUUUAAGUGAUAGUACAAUUUACAUGGCAUUUUAUACUGUAAAACAUUUAUUAUUUGAAGAUUUGGAAGGAAAACUUGAAAUAUUUCCAAGCAAUAAGCUUUCUAAUGAUGUGUGGGAUUACAUUUUUGCUGGGAAGGAUCUUGUUCCCGAACUUUAUGGCUAUUUAGAUCUUUUGGAAAAGUGUCGAAACAAUUUUCAAUAUUUUUAUCCUGUGGAUUUAAGAGUCAGCGGUAAAGAUCUUAUAAAAAAUCAUUUACUGUUUUUUAUGUUUAACCAUGUAGCGCUAUUUGAUGAAAAAUAUUGGCCAAAGCGUAUUUUUACUAAUGGACACUUGAUGUUAAACAAAGAAAAAAUGUCUAAAAGUACAGGAAAUUUUUUGUCUGUAGAUGAUGCUUUAUUGAAAUACGGAAAAUCAGCCACUAGAAUGUGCUUGGCGGUCUGUGGUGAUACUAAUGAUGAUGCCAAUUUUGUCGAGGAUAAUGCUAAUUUAUUUAUACUUAAAAUUUAUACCUUUGUUAAAGAGAUACAAAAGCUUAAUGAAUUAGUUAGAAAAAAAUCUGAAAAUGAAACCAUUGCGUCGUACAGCAAUGCUGAUGUUUUACUUUUAGAAACAGUAUCUGUAAAUGUUACUGAAGCUUUAAAUGCUUAUAAUAGUAUGAAAUAUUCUGAUGUUGUUAAAUUUUCAUUUUUUGAGAUGGUAAAUUUAAUUAAUUUGUACAAUAAUAUUAAUGGUACGAAUAUUUUGUUAAAAAAUCUUGUUUACAAAUCGGCGACACAAUUAUUGUAUCCUAUUAUGCCUGAUCUAUGCAGAACUUUGAUUGAAAAAUAUUUUGACUCGGAAUUUAAUUUACCUGAACCUAAAUUAAAAACCAAUAAAAUGAUUUCUGCUUUCGAAUAUAUUAGCGAGCUGAUUAAAAAGAUUGCGGCAAGUAAACAAGCUAAAAACAACUCUUGUGUAAAGAUCGCUGUUGGUAAAAACUAUCCUGAAUGGAAAAAAGAGAUUUUUGAACUUAUUGAUAAAAUAGAUUGUCCUAGAAAUAAUGAAAUUAAGAAGAAUAAAGUUUUUAUCGCAUCUUUGUUAGAUAGUGUCAAACCUAUUUUACAAAAAAGUAAGAUUAAUAUAACUAAAGGAAAUAAUUUUGUAAUGGAUUAUCUUGUAAAUCCUGACAAGUUUGUUAUGAAAUUUAAUGAAUAUGAAAUAAUUAAUGAAUUUAAGUUUUACAUUGAAAAUAUGUCUAAUAAAAAGGCAAUAUUAGAGGAACAUUGCGAUGCAGAGCCUUUGAAUCCAAUAAUUACUUUUUCUAAAUAA